Molecule: messenger RNA, 1368 nt
Organism: Guyanagaster necrorhizus
Lineage: Eukaryota; Fungi; Basidiomycota; Agaricomycetes; Agaricales; Physalacriaceae
Exons: 9
Coding region: 1-1368 (455 amino acids)
Cellular component (GO): membrane
Source: RefSeq, a predicted model, not a curated record
AUGUCUAUCCACCAGUCUCAUAGCACCUCCACUGUCAACCUCAAUGGCCGGACCCACACCAGCGCAGAGAAGGAGAAGCAGCCUGCAGCGCCUCCUAAGCCGUUCUCUAAUGAAUUCACCGAUAAGGAGAUCGCAGCACAGAGGAAGGAGUACAUCAAGGCUCUAGUCAUCGGGUGUUUUUCCAUGGUUAUAUUGCUGUUUGGUGUCUUCUCGAUAUACUGGGGCGCUUUGUGGAAGAUACCUGAUCACAAGCUACCUGGAUGGGUCGUAGAUUUCGAUGGAUCCACAAUCGGUAGUAACGUCACUAGCACCCUCUUAGCAGAUGUUGCCUCCACCUCGAGGGUUUCUUGGACACAGCGCCCUGCGUCAGACUUUUCAGGCCCGGCCGACGUGGGGGAUCAUGUGGUAGACCAAAGAGCCUGGGUGGCCGUUGUCAUUCAUGCCAACGCUACUUCAUCCCUCAACGCCGCGGUAUCCUCUCCCAGUUCUUCGUAUAACGGCUCAACGGCAGUCACCGUGUACGUCGUGGAAGCACGGAAUGAGAAUGCAUUCCGUUCGCUCAUGCGACCUUAUAUCAUGACGACUAUGGACACUUUCUCUCAGAACUUCGCCCAGUGGUUCGGGACUCAGCUCGCUGCAUCUGAAUCAUCGGACACCUUGGUUUCGAUCCUCCAAACUGCGCCACAAAUUAUUACUGAGCCUGUCAGUUACACGAUCGACAACCUGCGCCCAUUCAAUUUACCUGUGGCGAGUGCUAUUACCUUCGUUGGCCUUAUCUAUCUUCUGGUUCUGUGCUACUUCGUCGUGCUGAUCGGCGGCGCAGCUCGUAUGACCUCCGGGAUCGAAAUGAAAUUGACGACGAAAUCGCUCAUCAAAGUCCGCUUGUACUCGACCAUCGCGUUGUACUUCAUGAUCUCCAUCUUCUACUCCACCUUGAGCAGGGCCUUCCAAGCAGACUUUAACACCAAGUUCGGCCGUGCAGGGUUUAUCAUCUUCUGGAUGCUCAACUUUGUCGGCAUGCUGGCUGUUGGACUCGCGCUCGAGGCUAUGAUCACCUUCUUGACGCCCAAGUACAUGCCAUUCUUCAUUAUCUUAUGGAUCAUCAGUAACGUGGCGGUGUGCUUCAUGCCCAUCGAGGUUCUCCCGCACUUCUACCGCUACGGUUACGCGUUCCCGUUCUACAACGUCUCCGGCGCUGUCAGGACCAUUCUUUUCGGAACGAAGAAUCAACUUGGACUCCAUUUCGGUGUUCUCAUCGCUUGGACCAUCAUCUCUCUCUUCACCCUCCCGCUCGCUCAAUGGAAUGCAAGACGCUUGAUGGCUAAUGCCGCCGCUGCUGCUCAAGCCGAAGAAAAGGGGAAGAAUUGA